AUGGGUGUGGUAGCGGCGCCACCUUUUCCUACCCCACGUUUCCAUUUUCGCUCUGAAUACGAAUACGCUUGGAAUCUGAAUGAAGACGGCAAAGUUCCAUCUUCCGUGCCUUUAGCAAGACUCGGACGAUGUACCAAGACCAAGGCGACACCCCGGCUGAAUCCCGAUACUCAUCCUGUUUUCAAGAAGCGCUCUGUGCUUUAUACCUACGUCGCCGCUCCCGAUGAAGAGAUCGACCUCUUGCUUGCAGAACAAGUGCUUUCUCCGGUCGACUACUCUGCCUGGGCAGCCCCGAUCGUCGUCAUCAAGAAAACAAAUGGAACACUACGACUCUGUGCCGGCUUUUCUACUGGAUUGAAUGACGCGCUCAUGCUACAUCAACACCCGCUGCCAACUCCGGACGACGUUUUUGCGAAGCUGAAUGGUGCCACAGCAUUCACGCGAAUCGAGUUCGCCGACGCUUAUCUCCAAAUUGAAGUGGAGGACGAGGCGAAGGAGCUGUUAACCAUCAACACGCACAGAGGACUACUCCGCUAUAGUCGCCUUCCUUUUGGCGUUAAAUCGGCUCCGGGCAUCUUCCAACAAAACAUAGAUUCCAUGAUUUGUGGGCUCGAAGGCUGCGCUGCUUACCUCGAUGACGUUUCACAGGCCGAAAUAUCGAGGAGCACGUCGCCAGUCUGGAAGCUCUGUUCAAGAGGAGGAUGGAUAAGUGCAAUUUCCUGA
Molecule: messenger RNA, 723 nt
Organism: Haemonchus placei
Lineage: Eukaryota; Metazoa; Nematoda; Chromadorea; Rhabditida; Trichostrongylidae
Source: the annotation of a GenBank genome assembly